Molecule: messenger RNA, 1644 nt
Organism: Microthlaspi erraticum
Lineage: Eukaryota; Viridiplantae; Streptophyta; Magnoliopsida; Brassicales; Brassicaceae
Source: the annotation of a GenBank genome assembly
AUGAGCUCCAGUUCGUAUCCACCGGCUUGUUCGCCGGAUAAGGAGGGAAAAAGCGAAUUGGGGAAUGAGAUUCACUGUAUGGAGAAUAAGCAAGCAACACCAGCUUCUUGCUCUUCAGCAUCUGAAGGAAGUGGCACUUUCUUCCUCAAGUCACCUGAAAUCGUAACCCCUGCCACUUCGUCUCCAACUCAUCGGAGGACUAGUGGACCUAUAAGGCGAGCAAAAGGUGGUUGGACUCCAGAGGAGGAUGAGACACUGAGACGAGCAGUUGAAAAGUACAAGGGGAAGAAGUGGAAGAAAAUAGCGGAAUCUUUCCCAGAUAGAACAGAAGUCCAAUGCUUGCACCGGUGGCAAAAAGUUCUUAAUCCAGAGCUUGUUAAAGGACCUUGGACUCAGGAGGAGGAUGAUCAAAUCGUUGAACUUGUUAAAAAAUAUGGACCUGCCAAGUGGUCUGUUAUCGCAAGGUCUUUACCAGGUCGUAUCGGAAAGCAAUGUCGAGAAAGGUGGCACAACCAUUUGAAUCCUGGGAUUAGAAAGGAUGCUUGGAGCACAGAAGAAGAAUCAGCUCUCAUGAAUGCUCAUCAAAUGCAUGGCAACAAAUGGGCUGAAAUCGCUAAGGUCUUACCUGGGAGGACUGAUAACGCGAUAAAGAAUCACUGGAAUAGUUCACUCAAGAAAAAGUUAGAGUACUAUUUGGCAACCGGUGGCUUGCCGCCGUCAGCAACCAAAUCCAGCGUCCCCAAUGAUUUUGCCGAUGUAGACAGAGAUUCUAAGCAGUUUAGUGCGACUAAACUUUUGAAGGAUUCUGAUUCGCUUGGCCUGACUUCUUCAGAAAAUACAGAUACAAAUGAAGAUGGAAGAGAGCAUAUGUACUCUUCUUCAGAUAUACUUGAGGAAGUAGCUUCUUCAAGAAGAAGUGGUGCUAAUGAAUAUACUUGUUCUCCAUCUGCUGUUGAGUACAAGCCUCAUCACUUGCCUAUUCCGGGACAAAUUUCAGAGAAAUUCGUAAUCAACUCAAAUGCUUAUGUCGAGAGAUCAGUCCAGAGGAAAGAAGAAAAUGGGAUUGGAACUCCAAAGCAUGGGAAUCUGUAUUAUAAGUCUCCACUAGACUUUUACAUUCCAUCAGAAGCGGAUCUGCAACGUAUGUACGGAUAUGAAUGUGGCUGCAGUCCUGGUGCUGCAUCUCCGGUCACCUUAUUUACUCCACCGUGUAAUAAGGACAGUGGUUUAACUGCAACGAGAAGCCCUGAAUCUUUCUUGAGAGAAGCAGCUAGGACUUUCCCAAACACUCCUUCUAUCUUUAGGAAAAGGAGAAAGGUUGUUGUGGCGGCGAAAACAGAUGAUGAUGCUGUUGUUGCUGUUGUAAAUGGUGGAGUUAAGGAAGCUGAUCAAAAGGAAAGCUUUAAGGGCAGUUCAGAGAUUUCUCCAGCUCGGAGCGAAGAUUUGUUGCUAGAGACACCAGGCUGUAGAGAUGAUGACAGUUUGGGGUCAAAUGGAAAUGCUUUUAAUGUGUCUCCGCCAUAUCGGAUAAGAGCUAAAAGAACAGCUGUAGUCAAAUCAAGACAGCUUGAGUUUACAUCUUCAAAAGAGAAGCAGCCAGAGAAUGAAACCGAAACAUCUGAUGAGGAAGACAAGCCUGUGUAG